AGAAAUUUGUGGCUAAAAAAUAUUGGAUUGGAUGAAAAUAUAAAUCUAAAAAAAUCUGCAUCAGUUUGUUCAUUACAUUUCAAAGCAGAAGAUAUAAAUAGAACUUUGGAUAAAAUAUUUUUACGUGAAAACGCAGUACCUUAUAGUGAUGCUUUUGUCGAUAGUACUCUUCAAUACAAAAACAUUGAAAAUGAAGAGAAUUAUUUAAAUUCAUCAUUUUCUUUUGAUAACCAACCUUUAUAUUUAGAAGCAUCAUUUUCAUCAAAUAAUACUCAUUGUACCAAGAAACUAAAUACUGAAAAUCAGGAAUACAAUGAAGAUAAAAAUAUGUCCAUGCAAGCUGAUGAACAAAUGCUUCUCGAUGAAUUCACUGGAGAAUUUGUUAGGAGAAAAGAACAUUUAUCAGCUGGUAAACUUCAAGAACAUUAUACAGUGCUGGAUGAAAAACUUUUCGACAACUGUACUACUUCUCCAAAAAAUUUGCCUGGAUAUUCAAAUAUUAGUCGUUCAACAUCUGUCAGUCCUCAACAUCUUCAGGAUGACAGAGAUGACACGAUAAAAUAUUUAAAAGCAUCUCUUGAGGAGCACAAACGGAAAAGUCAACAAACAAUAAGAAAUCUGAAACGCAAAUUGAAACAAAAAAAGUCUGAGCCAGAUUUUGAUAUAGUUAUAUCUUUUUUAAAAUCAAAAUUAAAUAAAAAUUAUCUAGACAUCUUAGAGCAAAUGGGUAAGUCUAAUAAAGAUUUAUUGAAAAGAAUGAUUUUAAAAUGUGAGGCUAAAACUAUUAGUAAGCAAUACAGUCCUGAACUAAGGUCUUUUGCACUAACAUUGCAUUACUACAGUCCCAAAGCUUAUAAUUAUGUAAGAGAAAAAUUCGAAUGUGCUUUACCUCAUCCAAAAACCUUAUAUAAAUGGUACACUUCUGUAGAAGGAAAUCCAGGCUUUAAUACAGAAGCUUUAAAAUCAAUUGAAGAACGUUGUAAAGCUGUUGAUUAUCCUUUGUUCGGGGCUGUUAUAUUCGAUGAAAUGGAUAUAAAAAGUGAAAUUGAACGGGUGCAUUCAAAAGUGUAUGGCAUGGUUGACUUUGGUGAAAUGGAAAAAUAUAUUAAUGUUGAUUCAAAUAAAGUAGCUAAACAAGUUCUGGUUUUCACUGUUGUAUGUGUGAAUGCAGCAUGGAAAAUUCCUUUUGCUUAUUUUUUUAUAGAUUCACUAAAAACUGAUACAAAAAAUUGCUUAUUUUGA
Linepithema humile (Argentine ant) is the source of this 1242-nucleotide messenger RNA. Lineage: Eukaryota; Metazoa; Arthropoda; Insecta; Hymenoptera; Formicidae. The record is from RefSeq and is a predicted model, not a curated record.